AUGACAGUUGACGAAGUAUUGAAACAGCUGCUGAAGGUCUCUACCCAGGCACAGACGACUGACGCUGUUCCACCUGCAACGGUUCUUCAAACCCCUCCCAACUACAGCUCUGGAAGUACGGUUGAUGUGGCAGCGAACAGUCUGUGUGCGGCCCAGGCCAAGCUGGAUUCCGCCGAAAAUGCCCUGGCAACAAGCCAAGCAACAACUGAGAAGUUGAAAGAUAAAGCAUUCGACAUCCAAAAGGACUUUAAUAAAGUUCGAGGACGUUUGCUCGAACUUUCUCAACAACAGCACAAUCUGAAAACAGUUAUGGAGAUCUUGGGCGAUUACAUCGACUACCUCGUCGACAUGAAGCUUCAUCUUCGUGACUUGAUCAAAUUCUUCGACAGAGUGGCGAUCCUUGUCCGAACCAGCAUGGAUGACAAAGUUGGCCAGUUCCUCCUCCACGCUGGGAAUUCGGACAAAGACCGAUCAAAUGGGGAUUUCCUCUCGCCACUGCGUAUUCAGACUCUGUUCCAAUACGCAUCGCAAUCCGCUGCAUACUUUGACUUCUUCAGCGAAGUGGCUGCGCUGUACAUGAAAGUCGACACCCAGUACAUCAGAAAAGGAAUUGACAAGGUCGACAAGUUACACAACGCCAAGGGAGAUGGUGUCGAUUCACUCAGGCUUCACCUGAAGGAAUACGCUACGGACGCCGAGCAUAGAAUCAGGACUAUAGUCAACGAGGCAAGACAAUGA
Molecule: messenger RNA, 738 nt
Organism: Penicillium diatomitis
Lineage: Eukaryota; Fungi; Ascomycota; Eurotiomycetes; Eurotiales; Aspergillaceae
Exons: 3
Coding region: 1-738 (245 amino acids)
Source: RefSeq, a predicted model, not a curated record